Vitrella brassicaformis is the source of this 896-nucleotide messenger RNA. The record is from the annotation of a GenBank genome assembly. Lineage: Eukaryota; Vitrellaceae.
GGGGAAGCGGAGCACACACAUUUGUCGGCACUGAUGCUGCAGGUGGCUGGGGCGAGUCUUUGUGUUGAGUGAUGCUGUACAGUUUUUAUUUGUAUUACCGUCACUACUGCGUGUACCAUGAGGCCUUCAACCACGGGAGGGUGGCCAAGGACCUGCGGGGCGACCAGAAGCUCAUCAGCGGGCUGCUCUUCUCCAUGAAGUCAUUCUGCCAAAAGAUCAACCCAAAAGAGUGAGUACACACCAGUGACUGGGGAGGGAGUGCCUCAGUGCCUGCCUGCCCCUGUCUGUGUGUCUGUCUGUCUGUGUGCGUCAGUUUGGGUCCGAAUGCGUUGGGGAAUCCCUUUCGGUCGUACAGCACGCCCGAGUACAAGCUGCACUACUUCGAAUCUCUCAGCGGAUAUAAGGUCAGUCAGGUCGACCAACCGGAGAGAGAGGAGAUGCAGAGCCGAUGGACAGACACGCCAUGGAUGGAUGGUUGGCUGCGUCCGUCGUGCGAUUGAUUGGUGAUGUUUCUGUCGUCGUGUGGUGUGCAGCUGCUGUUCAUGACGGACCCCUCGGUGCCCCUACUCAGAGAGCUGCUCAGGUCCGCCCGUCACUCACACCACAAAUAACCCAUACGCACACACAACGGGGCCGAUUUGCGGUGUGUGUGUGUCAUUGGUUGAUUCAUUCAUCAGUUUCAUCUACGGCAGUUUGGUAGUGGAGCAGAUCAUCAAGAACCCCACAUUUGACAUCGGCGAGCGGCUGACGGGCCACCCUCUGGCGCCGGCAUUCUCCAAGGCCCUCAACGACUGCGUGCAGGCCACACCUUUCUUCGCUUCACUGCCUCAGUAGAUAGACAGACAGACAGACAGAUGGUGGUAGAAUGGUGAGUGCUUGCAAUGCGCCGUGUGUGA